Molecule: messenger RNA, 5515 nt
Organism: Plectropomus leopardus (leopard coralgrouper)
Lineage: Eukaryota; Metazoa; Chordata; Actinopteri; Perciformes; Serranidae
Product: zinc finger protein 646
Biological process (GO): regulation of transcription by RNA polymerase II
Cellular component (GO): nucleus
Molecular function (GO): RNA polymerase II cis-regulatory region sequence-specific DNA binding; DNA-binding transcription activator activity, RNA polymerase II-specific
Source: RefSeq, a predicted model, not a curated record
GGAAGUAUGCAGUCGGAGCGGCGGUAGAGGGGAAAGAGCCAACAACCAAAAGUCGGUGUUUGAACCGGGGGAGGAGGAGGUAAACCAUGCCGAAUCCGUGAAACGUGCCCAUUUCUGCAGCUCCGCGCCGUGCAUCGUUCACAGAGGCCGAUUGAGGGUGAUACCUCAUUGGCUGGUGUGACCCCUGCAGGCCCGCCACCUCCCAAGGUGGGCCCCAAUUGGCUGGACCUGCACUGGGGAGAAAAUGGCUGCCAGCCACCCUCAGCUGAAGAGCUAAGCCCCGCUGUUUCCUCCUCCACAUCCCUAACGUCACUGUUCAUUGCUGUGUUGUGAACUGUGACUCCCUCCAACCGAUUCGCUGUAGAGUACUAUGGCAAUGCAUGAUAUGAGUCGUGCCAAGGGUUUCCCCUGUAAAGAGUGUGAUAUGGUUUGUCCGAGUACUCCAAGUCUUCUAGAGCAUAUGAAAGCACAUUAUCAGCAAGAAGAGAACGGACGCUUUGAGUGUGAACAGUGUGGCCGAAUUUACAAGCACGCAGCAAGCUUAGCUAAUCAUAAAAAGUCUCACGAAGUGGGUUCGUUCCAGUGUCCCGUUUGUACGCGUACGCUGCCCAACGCGGUAGCUCUGAAGAACCACCUACGUAUCCAUACGCUGUCCCCCAGUAGUGCACACACAGAGGAAGAGAGCGAAGAAGUACCUGAGGAGCCGGGCCACGACGAGAGGGACUACGGCCUCGCCCAAGACCUCUCGGACGGGUUUGGGCGCUCCCAUUUGAACAAUAGUGGUAUGGGACAUAGUGUCCUGCAAAGCCACGAAACAGACGACCACGGAAAAAAAGGCUCUCCUGAGUCCGACGACGCCUGGGACAGACCAUUCAAGUGCGAUCAGUGUGACAGAACCUACCGGCACCACGGUAGCCUGGUGAACCACAAGAAGUGUCACCAGCAAGGAACUUUUAAGUGCUCUGUGUGUUUUAAACAAUUUAGCAACCUGGCUGCCCUAAACAGCCACGAGAGAACUCAUUCGAAGUUCAAGGCCCCCGGGGCAUCCAUGGUGAGCAGCAGCAGCAGCCUCCAUGGCACGGAGCGCAGCAGUGUCACCCAGUCAGCCCAGAGUGACGACACUGCCUCCUGUUUCUGCCACCUGUGCCAGAUAGCUCUGCCGAGCAAGACAGACUUUCAGGAGCACAUCCUGCUGCACAACUCAGCCUCGCCCUCCCUUGGCCUGCCGCGCAGUUUCCCAGGCAUCAUGCCUCACAACCUGAGUGCGGUUCGAUCCCCGGCAUACACCCCUGCCCUGGGAGACCCUCUGCCCCUGCCACCCCUCCCCAGUGACAAAAGAGGUCCCUAUGACCCCAUCAUGGGCCCUCCGGUCAACAAUCCCAUCUACACAUGUGCGUACUGUGGCGCAGGGCACCCAGAUCUGGAGACUUUGAAAGUCCACUAUCUGACCCAUGAUCCCCACCCUGCCUCCCAUGGCCAAGACAGUUCCAUCCUCAACUCAGACACGCUCACCUCUGGAUCCCAGGGCUCAGUGUCUUCUCCCUCUGGAGGCCGUGUGCCCCAGGCCAACUCUCCAGAUGAUGGAGAGCGGCGCUUUAAGUGCGGGGAGUGCGGCAAAAGCUACAGGCAUGCAGGAAGCCUGGUCAACCACAAACGCUGCCAUCAGACAGGCCACUACCAGUGCACCAUCUGCUGCAAGCAGUACCCUCACCUGGCAGCGCUGCACAGCCACCUACGAAGCCACAAGGGGCGUCCCUCCAACCAGGCAAUUAAUAACGACAGCAGUGAUUGGCUAUCACCAGAGCCACUAACUCUGGACUCCCAGCAGAGCUACGUCCAGGAAGGCAGUGGGGCCACCACUCCAAUCUCACUGCCAGGAAACCUCGGUGAUGCCGCCCACUUUGUACCGGAUGCUGGCCACAGCAGUGGGUUGGACUCUCUUGAGUUCCAUGACCGCUUCGACGGCAGCUCACUUUCCCAGAGCAACUCUGCUCACCGUCAGGCUGACAGACAUGUGUGUGCCGACUGCGGCGAGAUGUACGGAGAUGUAUCCGGCAUCAAAUCGCACAUGUGUCCCCGUCGUGGCCAGCAGCCGCAACAGCAGCAGAGCAACAUGUCCAACGGUUUCAUGGGGAACAUGAACUACCAUAGCUCCAGUGGAACCUCGCUGCCCGCUGGAAGCUCCAGCAGCCUGAAGGAAGGCAGCAGCCAGCGACAGUACUCCCAGAGCGGAGGCAAGAGAAUGGGCAGCAACGACAAAGACGAUGAUGAUGAUGGAGAAGUGUAUCAAUGUUCGGUUUGUGGCAACCACUACGCUAGCCUCAGAGCCCUCAGGAGCCACCUGCGUAGCCAUGCCAACAACCCAACAGGGCCAGGACCUUCCAACCUGGAGCAGGAGUGGAGGAUGAUCUGCUCCACCUGUGGCCAGAGCUUCUCCAGGAAGCAAGACCUCCUGAAUCACCAGUUAGUCCAUGGCCCCCAACGACCGGACGGCCAGCAACAGGGUAUCGUAGGCAGCUCAGCUAAUGGCAAUGACAAGAUGGACGGACGCAAUCACAUCUGUGUUGACUGUGGCAUGUUUUUCGCUGAUCGCCACCACCUGAUCACCCACCUGUGCCCUGGAAAGAAUAGGGCAAGUUCGCUGAGCAAGCAGGGCCUGAACGGAGCCAAAGGAAUGUCUGGAGGAGAUGGUGUCGGUGGUGGAGUUGCCGGAGGAAGCCGUGAUGUCGGUGGAGAUGGUCGCAGGCCUAUGGUUGACCAAAGUGACAAGCCCCACAAGUGCGACCAAUGUGGGCGAGGGUACAGACACCCCUGCUCACUCCUUAACCACAAGAAAUCCCAUAAGACCGGAGUUUUCCGCUGCUUGGUGUGCCAGAAACGUUACUACAAUCUGCUGGCUCUCAAGAAUCACCAAAGGACCCACUUUGAUCUGAAGAGGCACAAGUGUGAAGAAUGCGGCAAGGCUUUCAAGAUCCAGAAGCAGCUGAUCAACCAUCUCCGUCUGCACGAGGAGCACAGAGCCAAAGGUCUGGUUCGGACCGGCCCCAACGGAUCCCGCUUUCAGCAGCCUGGCCCGUCUCAAAUGCAGACUAUGAGGGGAGAGUCAUCAAAGGGCCAGGCAAUGGGCAUGAAAUACAGCCAUCAGGGGUUCAAAAAGCCCUACUCUUCAGCAGGAACCUCCAGACCCCAGAAGUUUGAUCCAGCUGAAAGUGGACGGCGGCCUUUUGCCUGUGAAGAAUGUGGCAAGACAUACCGCCAUGCUGGCAGCCUGGCCAAUCACAAGAACCUUCACAAAAUCGGGGAGUACCACUGUAACGUUUGCAACUCCACAUACCCCAACAGGCUGGCCAUGAAAAACCAUCUACGCCUCCACUUUGCCCAGAAGAAGCACAACUGCCAAGAAUGCGGCAAGGGCUUCCGCACCCAGAGGCAGCUAGCUACCCACACUACAGCCGGCCUGUGCAAAGGGCCGCAGGGCCCUGGGGCCCAGAUGGAUUUCGAGUGCGACGGCUGCUGUGAAGGCUUUGCAACGGCCGAUGAGCUCGCAGCCCACGACUGCCCAGCCCAGCACCUGCCUUCAUCCUCUUCCACCAACAGCUCCACCAACAUCAGCAUGGAGAGGAGCUCUGUGGACCUGGACUCUGAUGAGAGACCCUACGCCUGUGACCUGUGCAGCUGUGCCUACAAACACGCAAGCUCCCUGCUGAACCACAAGCACACCCACAAGACGGGCAACUUCCGGUGCAACUUCUGCGACAAGCCCUACACCAACUACAUGGCGCUACGCAACCACAUGCGCAUCCACACGCAGCGGAAGAAGCACAUCUGCCACACGUGUGGGAAAGCCUUUCGGCUGGCCAGGUUCCUCCGAAACCACCAGAAGGUCCACGAGGAGGGCGCCACCCCCUUCGGCUGCCCCACCUGUGGGAAGAGUUUCCAGGGGAGGUCCGGCCUAGCCAGGCACCGCUGCGGGGACAACCAGGUAGGCAUGGAAGUCAGGAGGAAGGCCACUGCACCCACGGGAGAGGGCGAAGAGUGUCGGUACACAUGUGAUCAGUGCGGCCGCUCCUACCGUCACGCCAGCUCCCUCCUCAACCACAAAAACACCCACACCGUCGGCAUCUACCACUGCGCCGUGUGCCUCAAGACCUACUCCAACCUGCUCGCCCUGAAGAACCACCGCCGUAUCCACUCUGAGACGCGGCGCCAUCGUUGCCACGACUGCGGCAAGGCCUUCCGAGUUUCUUCCCAGCUCUACAACCACCGACGCGUCCACCAGAAGCAGCGGGAGCUGACCUGCCGGUCCUGCCAGAGGGCCUUUCCCACGCAGGCCAGCUUCAGGCUCCACAUGGAGAUCACUCACGGCCAGGCGCCGCAGCCCCGCCAGCCCAGACCCCAGCAGCCCCGACCGGGGGGCUCCCAGGAGCUGGGCUGGGGGUCAGGCCUGGACCUCACCUUGAUGCAAGAGCAAGGACUCGACCCCGGCAGCAUGGCCAAGGCCCGCAGCCGUGGGGGCCACAGUGAGGUCAUCAAAUCCCAUGUGUGCGAUCAGUGUGGGCGGUCCUACCGCCACGCCAGCUCCCUGCUCAACCACAAGAACAGCCACAAGACCGGGACCUACUUCUGCAACUCCUGUCAGAAGGAGUUCCCCAACCUGAUGUCCCUCAAGAACCACCGUCGGAUCCACACCGAGCCCAAACGUUACCAGUGUCCAGACUGCGGCAAAUCCUUCCGUGUCUCCACGCAGCUCAUCUGCCACCGCCGCAUCCACACCAAGGAGAAGCCGUUCUCCUGCCAGCAGUGUGACAAGCGCUUCUCCUCCAAGUCCAAUCUGAGGCACCACAUGAAGGUGCACUGGAGCGGCUCGACGGCGCCCCCUCCCAUGGCCCAUGCGCCCAACUUCCUGGAUCUGAGUCCGGUGAGUUCGACCAGCAGCUCCAGGAGCUUUGUCUGCGAUCGGUGUGGCCGGUCCUACCGCCACGCGAGCUCCCUGCUCAACCACAAGAACAGCCACAAGACCGGGACCUACUUCUGCAACUCCUGUCAGAAGGAGUUCCCCAACCUAAUGUCCCUUAAGAACCACCGUCGGAUCCACACCGAGCCCAAACGCUACCGUUGCCCUGACUGCGGCAAGUCCUUCCGUGUGUCUACUGCGCUCGUCUGCCAUCGCCGCAUCCACACCAAGGAGAAGCCGUUCUCCUGCCAGCAGUGUGACAAGCACUUCUCGUCCCGGUCCAACCUGAGGCACCACAUGAAGGUGCACUGGAGGGGUCCGCAACUGUCCAGAAGGACAUCGUCUGCCUUCCUCAGUGUCCAGUCCAGACCGUUCAUAUAAACGUCCAACCUCGAUGGUCUGACCAGGCUUCAUGAUGGUGACCACAACAAUGUGGACAACAGGAAACCUCAGAUCAGUGUUCAGAUCUUAUCAAGAAACAGAAUACCUUAAAGUCAACCUGAAGACGUCAGGCUGAACUUAAAUUACCACCAAAUUUUGACAGCUGAAAUAUUCAAGCUG